AUGGAUUGUGCUAGAUACACUGUAGGGUGGAUUGCGCCCUUGCCCUUGGAGCUGACUGCUGCAAAAGGCAUGUUUGAGAGUAGGAGCAUUGAGAAGAUUGAUUUUGAUGGUCAUUCUUUCUAUGGAGGAAAAAUGGGCGAACACUAUGUCGUGAUGGGUGUACAACACAAAAUGGGCACAGAUGCGGCAUCAGAUCUCGCUGCCAGAAUGCGUUCUGCUUUCAAAAAUAUUGAAUUUUUCUUGGUUGUUGGCAUAGGAGGCGGAGUUCCGAGUUACGGCCCACCCGGUGCAAAAUCCGAGAUUGUGUUAGGAGAUGUGGUUGUCAGUGUUCCGUUUGGUGAUUAUGGCGGUGUCGUUCGAUAUGACUCUGGGGCCUGGGUCAAGGGUGGCCAGCUUGAAAAACGUGGGCAUAUAAAUGGCCCUUCUUCCCGAUUACUCGAAACGGCCAACUUGCUUAAAGCAGAUCAUCAAGCCUAUAGAAGAGCAAGUCUUCCUCCAUACCUGCGUGAAAUGCGAACAAGAAUAGAUAGAGAUGAGCGGGAUAAAUUUGAAGACCCAGGCGCCCAUAUGGAUAACCUUUUUAUAGAAUAUGACCAUCCGCAGAGAUUCCGAGACCGACCUUGUGAAGGUCACUGUGACCUGAGUCGGUCGAAAAACCGGGACAGUCGAGGCAUCGAAGCAGUCAGGCCGGCAGAUACUCCAAAGAUCCACUAUGGUAAUAUUGCCUCCAGCAACCAGGUCCAGAGAUCAGAAGAUAUGAGAAAUGACCUUCAAAACCGACUUCAAGUUAUUUGUUUUGAAAUGGAGGGUGCUGGUGUCGUUCAAGGACAUGAUUGUCUUGUGGUUCGUGGUAUAUGCGAUUAUUCAGAUUCGCAUAAGAACAAAAUCUGGCAGGCUUACGCAGCGGCCACAGCGGCAGCGUACGCAAGGGACUAUUUGAGAAUGAUGCCCAAAAGUGAUCACGCCGCCAUAGACGAUCCACUUGUUCUCUUAAAAAAAUAUUACUUUAAGAGUGAUCUUCUCCGGAUUGAGCGGCUGUCGGGCGCGCUUCUGGAUAUGGAGCAGUGUUAUAUUAACUUAACCAUCGUUGAACACAAGCGACAGCUGUCUGGAUCCCAAACUGUCACGCCUUUCUCACUCUUCUCUCGUCUGAAAGUAGAGACGACUGAUCAGGGUGAAAUAAUAUCUUUGCCGUCGCUUUUCGAUGAGCGGGAGCUAGACGACAAAAAACUUUUACCUAGACGCAUAUUUAUUCGAGGGCGCGCAGGGGUCGGGAAAACCACUCUAUGUAAAAAAAUCGUCCAUGAUUAUAUUCAAAAAGACAUGUGGAAGCAAUGGUUUGACUGUAUUUUAUGGGUACCUCUGCGGAGACUUAAGACGCAGUUACAAGGAAACAAAGGAUACAGGAAUUUUGGAGACCUGUUUUAUAAUGAAUACUUUCUUUCUCACCACGAUGGAGAAGCCCUGGCUAAGCGGCUGUGGAGCAUGGUGAAUAACCGUGCAUAUGCUGGCAGGAUUCUCUUUAUUCUCGACGGACUGGAUGAGAUGUCCCGCGAACUGAAUUCUGGAACGGACACAAGCCGACUACUUGAUGAGCUUUUAGCAUGGCCACAAGUCAUCGUUACUUCUCGGCCACUAGGCGUCAGUUUGCCUAAGGAAUUUGAUUUGGAGUUGGAGGCAGUUGGGUUUCAACCAAAGCAAGUUGAUGAGUACCUUGCAAAGACUCUCAAAGCUGAUAGAGCCGAUAAAUCCGAUAUAAUCGCUCAUAAUAUUCGGUCAUUUAUUAAAAGUCACCCUGUUAUUCAAGGGCUGGCUCGAAUACCUAUCCUGCUGGACGCACUCUCUUUCACAUGGGAUAAUGACUCAAUGGACGGGGAAGGAAAAGGAAAAGAAUCAAUGACUAUGACCAUGCUCUAUCACAACAUUGAGUUGAGCCUGUGGAAGAAGGAUGCUAUACGGCUAGGGAAGAAGGACGAUGACGGGCCAUUGACAACAACGUCCAUUGAAAACUAUACUGAAAUUUGGCAAAUAGAAGAGUUUAUCGAGGCUGAAAUGGCUAUUGUUGAGUACCUUGCCUUUGCUGGUCUCUAUUACAAUAUCAUUGAGUUCGACAAUGAUUUCCGAAUGGAAGCUUAUAAAGAACUCCGGCGCUUCAAGGUCACAGACAAUGUUCUGGCAAACCUCUCCUUUCUUCGCUCCUCCGACGCAUAUUUGCAGCACAGAAAAAAGCAGUACCACUUUUUGCAUCUGACAUUCCAAGAGUAUUUUGCGGCGAGAUACUUUGUACGAUGUUGGACGCCCGAGGAACACCCCGGCUCCAAACUUAACCUUUUAAAGCAAAGACAACCAGCAGAAAUUUCACCUGAAGAGUUCCUUCGUCGAGAAAAGUACAACGGACGCUAUAACAUCUUCUGGCGAUUUGUUUCCGGUCUGCUCUUCAUUGAUUACAGUGAAAAACUCCCCUAUUUUUUCCAACAACUGGAAAAUGAGCCCCGGGACUUGCUAGGACCAGCACAUCUACAGUUGCUUAUGCAUUGCUUUAACGAAGUACCCCGCUCGGGCAUCAAGUCAAAUCUGAAUAGUAUUCAUGAGAAUAUGAAUAACCGAUGCGAACAAUGGUCUCUCUUUGAGCAUAAACUUCUGCAUAAAAUGUACCUCUGCCGCGAAACGGAAUUUCCAAAUUGUGUUUUGAACAAAAUGAUUCUAACGAAGUCAGGCGAACUACUUGCCAUUCUAUAUGCUUUAAAUCAGCGACACUAUCUUACAUUAGACCUUGUGCAGGGGCUCGUAUCUCUGCUAGGAGAUAAAUCUCAAGGUGUGACUGUAAGACGUUCGACCGCUGAAGCUCUAAGAAAAUAUAAUAACUUACCGAAAUAUGCGCUACGUGGCCUUGGAUCCCUACUGAUGGAUAAAGAUGAACAUUCUAUGAUUAAAUCGGUUGUUGUCGAAACUCUAGGAAUGCAGAACAGUCUACCCGAAGAUGGGCUGCAAUGCCUCGUAUCCCUGCUGAGGGAUGGAAAUCCGAAUGUUAGAUGGUCGGCCACUGUGGGUCUAGUCAGACAUGAUAUCUUACCGAAAGAUGCGCUCAUGUCCGGAAGUGAACAUGAAUUUCGGAAUGAUAUGCGGUUGGAUAUGGGGUUAAAAAAGCAUAAUGGCUUACGCAAAGCAGCAUUUCAGGGCCCUAUAUCUAAAGAUAUAUGGAGGGGUGAUUGGCAUUUAGCUCCGAGGCUUCAAGAAGAGCUUAACGACCUUUUAUAUAUUACACUACCGCACUUUGAAUUACACCUGAGAAUUUUAGCUGUUAAACAGCCGAUUGCUAAAUAUCUAGCGACGUACGACUACCUACCGAGAGAUGAAAAGAAGUCCGUAUUGUUUGGUCAAAUAGAUAAGAUACAUCGCUUCAUGUCACAGCUGAGAGAUAAAGAUGAAGAUAUCAAAUCAUUUGUUAUCGAAGCUCUAAGAAAGGAAAAAAAUCUACCGCGAGGUGUACUGCAUGGCUUCGUACUCCUGCUGAGAAAUAAAAUUGAUAUCAAACUGUUGGCUACCAUGAUUUUAGAAGAGAACAGUCUACCAGAAGAUGCACUUCAGGGUCUUACAUCUCUGCUGAAAGAUGAUAACCAAUAUAUCAGAUUGUUGGCCAUUGAAGCUCUAGAAGCGCAGAACAAGUUCCCAGGAUAUGCACUACCAGAUGUUAUAUCCCUUCUAAGAGAUGAAGAUCGAGAUAUCAGACGGUUGGCUGCCAUUGUUUUAGGAAAGCAGAACAGUCUACCAGAAGAUGCACUUCAGGGUCUUACAUCUCUGCUGAAAGAUGAUAACCAAGAUAUCAGAUUGUUGGCCAUUGAAGCUCUAGAAGUGCAGAACAAGUUCCCAGGAUAUACACUACCAGAUGUUAUAUCCCUUCUAAGAGAUGAAGAUCGAGAUAUCAGACGGUUGGCUACCAUGAUUUUAGAAGAGAACAGUCUACCAGAAGAUGCACUUCAGGGUCUUACAUCUCUGCUGAAAGAUGAUAACCAAGAUAUCAGAUUUUUGGCCAUUAAAACUCUAGAAGCGCAGAACAAGCUCCCAGGAUAUGCACUACCAGGUGUUAUAUCCCUUCUAAGAGAUGAUGAUCGAUAUAUUAGACAGUUGGCCGCCAUUGUUUUAGGAAAGCAGAACAAUCUACCAGAAGAUGCAGUGCAGGGCCUUAUACCCCUUCUAAGAGAUGAUGAGCGAUAUAUUAGACGGUCGGCCGCCAUUGUUUUAGGAAAGCAGAACAGUCUACCAGAAGAUGCAGUGCAGGGCCUUAUAUCCCUUCUAAGAGACGAAGAUCGACGCGUCAGACGGUCGGCCGCCAGUAUAGUGUUGAACAGCGAUAAUAUUAUGGGGACCAUUGUCCCUAGCUCCGAUACCAGUAUCCUUCAGGAUUUAUAUACGGCUCUUGUUGAAGAGAGUAUGGAAAAGCAACUUAGUUGUUAUAUGCAAGAUAACAGAUUGCGUAUUGAAACGCCCAAGAAGCGAAGAGAGUUUUCAUUACCGAGCAAGGACACCCUUUUCAAAGCAUUUUGUACUAAAGCGCGGGCAAUGGAGAGCCCUAAUUUACCUGUGCUUUUGGAAGUCGCAUCUACGUACCCGCUUGACGAGUAA
This is a messenger RNA of Histoplasma capsulatum G186AR, 4623 nucleotides long. Its product is annotated as pfs domain-containing protein. Lineage: Eukaryota; Fungi; Ascomycota; Eurotiomycetes; Onygenales; Ajellomycetaceae. The transcript is spliced from 2 exons. The coding region runs from base 1 to 4623 and encodes 1540 amino acids. Gene Ontology annotation, molecular function: ATP hydrolysis activity. The record is from RefSeq and is a predicted model, not a curated record. Gene Ontology annotation, biological process: nucleoside metabolic process.